This is a messenger RNA of Arvicanthis niloticus (Nile rat), 5746 nucleotides long. It is a transcript of the gene Gigyf2, whose product is annotated as GRB10 interacting GYF protein 2. The record is from RefSeq and is a predicted model, not a curated record. NCBI's taxonomy places the organism in Eukaryota, Metazoa, Chordata, Mammalia, Rodentia, Muridae. Gene Ontology annotation, cellular component: membrane; cytosol; perikaryon. Gene Ontology annotation, biological process: insulin-like growth factor receptor signaling pathway. Gene Ontology annotation, molecular function: protein binding.
GUUGUUGAGGCUGAGGAUUGACUUGGGUUCUGAGAGACUCCUGUCCCGGACCGCAGUGUUAAAAAGACCUGAAAACAUUUGCUGAAACCUCUUGCUGUGAGAUAGCAGAACUUUUGAACAGGUUUCUCCACACAUAAAAAUCUUCUUAAAAAUACGAAGAAUGGCAGCAGAAACACAGACACUAAACUUUGGGCCUGAAUGGCUCCGUGCUCUGUCCAGUGGUGGGAGUAUCACGUCCCCUCCUCUUUCUCCAGCCCUGCCAAAGUAUAAAUUAGCAGAUUAUCGAUAUGGCCGAGAAGAAAUGUUAGCACUUUUCCUUAAAGACUACAAGAUACCUUUUGAUCUUCUGGAGAAAGAAUUCCUGCCUAUCCUACAGGAGGAGCCCUUGCCACCCUUGGCUUUAGUACCCUUUACAGAAGAAGAGCAGAGAAACUUUUCCAUGUCUGUAAAUAGUGCCGCUGUCCUGCGAUUGACAGGACGAGGAGGAGGAGGAGGAACAGUGGUGGGGGCUCCUAGAGGUCGAAGUUCUUCAAGAGGGCGAGGCAGAGGUAGAGGUGAAUGUGGUUUCUACCAAAGAAGUUUUGAUGAAGUUGAGGGUGUGUUUGGGCGAGGAGGUGGCAGAGAAAUGCAUAGAUCACAGAGCUGGGAAGAAAGGGGUGACAGGCGCUUUGAAAAACCAGGAAGAAAAGAUGUAGGGAGACCAAAUUUUGAGGAAAGUGGACCAACAUCUGUGGGGAGAAAGCAUGAAUUUAUACGGUCAGAAAGUGAAAACUGGCGAAUCUUUAGAGAGGAACAAAAUGGAGAAGAUGAAGAUGGAGGUUGGCGAUUAGCUGGAUCAAGAAGGGAUGGAGAGAGGUGGCGGCCUCACAGCCCUGAUGGCCCUCGUUCUACAGGCUGGCGGGAACACAUGGAACGCCGCCGGAGGUUUGAGUUUGAUUUUCGAGAUCGAGAUGAUGAGCGGGGUUACCGAAGGGUGCGCUCUGGCAGUGGGAGCAUAGAUGACGACAGGGAUAGCUUACCGGAAUGGUGUUUAGAGGAUGCUGAAGAAGAAAUGGGCACAUUUGACUCAUCUGGAGCAUUCCUUUCUCUAAAAAAAGUGCAGAAAGAACCUAUUCCUGAAGAGCAGGAAAUGGACUUCAGGCCUGUGGAGGAGGGAGAGGAGCGCUCUGACUCUGAUAGCAGCCAUAACGAAGAGGCCAAAGAACCGGAUAAGACAAACCGGAGAGAGGGGGAGAAAACAGACAGAGCAGGGUCUGAAACUAGUGAGGAAGUACCCCAGACAUCAUUGUCAUCUGCUACUCCAGGUACCACUUCAGAUAAUCAGCCUCAAGAAGCAGCACAGUUUGAGAGGAAAGAUGAACCCAAAGCUGAACAAAUGGAAAAGGCUGAAGAUGAGAGUCGGUCAGAAAAUAGUGUCCCAGCCAAGGUCCCCAGCAGAGGGGAUGAAACGGUGCCUCCCUCCCAGCACCCCUCCACACAGCUUCCUCCAGACACAGCCUCUCCUCACCUCAUCCUGCCACCUCCUGUUCCUACUCCUAGUUCUGCCUCACGGCCAGUUGAGACAGCAGCUGUUGAAGCUCCUGGUAUGAGCAGUGUUUCCACAGAGCCAGAUGAUGAAGAGGGCCUCAAACACUUGGAACAGCAAGCAGAGAAGAUGGUGGCUUAUCUCCAAGACAGUGCACUAGAUGACGAAAGAUUGACAUCCAAACUGCAAGAGCACCGCGCUAAAGGGGUGUCAGUCCCACUGAUGCAUGAAGCAAUGCAGAAGUGGUAUUACAAAGACCCUCAGGGGGAGAUCCAAGGUCCCUUUAACAAUCAGGAGAUGGCUGAAUGGUUUCAGGCGGGCUAUUUUACUAUGUCUUUGCUGGUGAAGAGAGCAUGUGAUGAAAGCUUCCAGCCCCUUGGUGAUAUCAUGAAAAUGUGGGGAAGGGUUCCUUUCUCUCCAGGCCCAGCUCCCCCUCCUCAUAUGGGAGAAUUGGACCAGGAACGCCUGAGCAGACAGCAGGAGCUCACUGCCUUAUACCAGUUACAGCAUCUCCAGUACCAGCAGUUCUUAAUCCAACAACAGUAUGCACAGGUGUUGGCUCAACAGCAGAAACCAGCGUUGACAUCUCAGCAACAGCAACAGCUGGCUCUCCUUCUGCAGCAGUUCCAGGCUCUGAAGAUGAGAAUGUCUGAUCAGAACAUCAUUCCCUCAGUAACUAGGUCUGUGUCAGUGCCAGAUACUGGCUCUAUCUGGGAGCUUCAGCCAACAGCCUCACAGCCUGCAGUUUGGGAAGGUGGUAGUGUAUGGGAUCUUCCACUGGAUACCACAACACCAGGUCCUUCCCUGGAGCAGCUUCAGCAGCUAGAGAAGGCCAAAGCUGCAAAGCUAGAACAGGAGAGAAGAGAGGCAGAAAUGAGGGCAAAAAGGGAAGAGGAGGAGCGAAAGAGGCAAGAAGAACUCCGGAGACAACAGGAGGAAAUCCUUCGGAGGCAACAGGAGGAAGAAAGGAAAAGACGGGAAGAAGAGGAGCUUGCUCGAAGGAAGCAGGAGGAGGCUCUGAGACGCCAGCGGGAACAAGAGAUUGCGCUAAGGCGACAGCGAGAAGAGGAGGAAAGACAGCAGCAGGAAGAAGCUCUUAGAAGAUUGGAGGAACGGAGGAGAGAAGAGGAGGAAAGGAGGAAGCAGGAAGAACUGUUACGCAAGCAGGAAGAGGAGGCUGCCAAAUGGGCCCGGGAAGAGGAAGAAGCCCAGCGUCGACUGGAAGAGAACCGGCUGCGCAUGGAGGAAGAGGCAGCCAGACUUCGGCAUGAAGAAGAGGAACGAAAACGGAAGGAACUGGAGCUGCAGCGGCAGAAGGAUCUGAUGCGCCAGAGGCAGCAGCAGCAAGAGGCUCUCCGAAGGCUGCAACAGCAGCAGCAGCAACAGCAGCUUGCACAAAUGAAGCUUCCCUCUUCAUCAACGUGGGGUCAGCAGUCUAACACAGCAACAUGUCAGUCCCAGGCCACACUGUCAUUGGCUGAGAUCCAGAAGCUGGAAGAAGAACGAGAACGCCAGCUUCGAGAAGAGCAAAGGCGUCAGCAGAGAGAAUUGAUGAAAGCUCUCCAGCAGCAGCAGCAGCAACAACAACAACAGAAACUCUCAGGUUGGGGGAAUGUCAGCAAACCUGCAGGUACCACCAAGUCUCUACUAGAGAUCCAGCAGGAAGAGGCCAGGCAGAUGCAGAAGCAGCAGCAGCAGCAGCAACAGCAGCAACAGCAGCACCAGCAAUCCAACAGAGCCCGGAACAGCACACAUUCCAACCUGCACACCAGCAUUGGGAAUUCUGUAUGGGGCUCUAUAAACACAGGUCCUCCUAACCAGUGGGCAUCUGAUCUAGUCAGUAGUAUCUGGAGUAAUGCAGACACCAAAAACUCCAACAUGGGGUUUUGGGAUGAUGCAGUGAAAGAGGUGGGACCUAGAAAUUCAACAAAUAAAAAUAAAAACAACGCCAGUCUCAGUAAAUCUGUAGGUGUGUCUAACCGGCAGAAUAAGAAAGUAGAAGAAGAAGAAAAGUUGCUGAAGCUCUUUCAGGGAGUAAAUAAAGCCCAAGAUGGAUUUACCCAGUGGUGUGAACAGAUGCUUCAUGCCCUUAAUACGGCAAAUAACUUGGAUGUUCCCACGUUUGUUUCUUUCUUGAAAGAAGUGGAGUCUCCUUAUGAAGUCCACGACUAUACCAGGGCCUAUUUAGGAGAUACUUCUGAGGCCAAGGAGUUUGCCAAGCAGUUCCUUGAGCGCCGUGCCAAACAGAAAGCCAACCAGCAGCGUCAGCAGCAGCAGCAGCAGCAGCAGCAACAGCAGCAACAGCAGCAACAGCAGCAGCAGCAGCAGCAGCAGCAGCAGCAGCAGCAGGACUCUGUCUGGGGGAUGAACCAUAGUACACUCCAUUCGGUAUUUCAGACCAAUCAAAGCAACAACCAACAAUCAAAUUUUGAGGCUGUGCAAAGUGGCAAGAAGAAGAAAAAGCAGAAGAUGGUUCGAGCAGAUCCCAGUUUAUUAGGGUUUUCAGUCAAUGCCUCAUCAGAACGACUGAACAUGGGUGAGAUUGAGACUCUGGAUGACUACUGAGUACCUGCCGCUGUGCCAGCCUUCCCACUCCUGCCUAGUGACCAUGGUUUCUCCUCAUUGGACACAACAUACGUUCACCAUUUGCUCUGUCACCCUGCAACAAAUCACAGAACCAAUCAUCUCAGGCUUUUUUUUUCUAGCCCUUUGUGUCCAAGAUUACUUUAAACCACUGUUGGUGAGCAUCUCAGACUGUACCUAAGUGGACCAGACCCUUGUCUUGGGGGUGGCAGUUGGGAUUGCUCCCCAGCAGAGUGAAUGUUGGCACAUUCACUUGCCGUUGAUUUCAUCUACUGUCUCCUGGAAGUGUGUUGGAAUCUGCCAAUAGCAGAUCACUUUCUCUUGUCAGUCUUCUUGUUUUGUUUUGUUCUUUCUCCCCCAUCCCUCUAGCCCACCCCAUACAGACAGGGCCUUAACUGAUGCAGUCGUGAAGAGAGUUAAUGGUUAAUAGACAUUGGCCAGCAACAAAAUACCCCUUGGACAGUGACUUCUCUAUUGCCACAGACAGGCAGAACUCUGUCUGGAGGUUGCAUGGCCAUUUGUAAUGUGGGGAUUGCAUCAGAGGCCCUGAGGGGGGUGUAAAUUGGCUUGUUUGAUGUUGCACACCCUUGCUCUUCUUUCUGAAGCAAGGAUUCAUGUGUCCUUCAUUAGAUAGUGACUUUCCAAGCAAGCUGUGUUCUUCCCUGACAUACUCCAACCUUACUACUGGACAAAGGAAAGCCCAUGGCCUGGGACAGGGACUUAAUUUUCCUUUCAUAUAAAAACUGAUCCCUCCUUCCCCCAUAAAUAUUUUUACUUCAAAGGACUAGGACCAGUUUGUUUUGGGCCCUUAUGUGAAAAUUUGUCUCGUUUAAGAGGCAUCUUUACCAUAUGUAUGAAUUUGUGUAAUUUCAACUCAGAUAGGGAUAAACUUUUGCUUCUGAUUAAAGCUGGGAAUUUCAUCUGUUCCUCAGAGCACCGUGUGCAUGUUUUGCCAUGGCCCUGAAAAGGUCUUGUGAAAAGAUUCUGGGAUGGCAAGUUACUUGCCUUUUCUGAAAAGAGAAUGUACAAAGCCUGACCAUCUUUAAGACCUUCGUCUGUGGAAACCACUAUGCAGGAGGAUGCAGUGGGGUGUGGGGAUGAGCAGGCGCAGGAGCAGGAGGCCUGCUCCUACACUUCCAUAGCAAGUCUAAGUGUACUCAAGCUCUGUAGAAACAGACUCUGUCUCUGCUCCACGCCUGGCAAACAUUACCUGGGAUAGUCUAGCACCUUGGCAGCAGCUGUGGGUCGGCUGUGCCUGUGCAAGAGGCGCUGUGGUGGGCGCCUCAGCAUCCGUGCCUGGACAAGGCUGCAGUUGCUCUGAGAGCAGUUUGCUAUUGGAAUAUUAUAUUUAGUUUCUAUUUUUAUUAUUUUGGAUCACCAUUCUCCUUAUCCCUUCUUGCCUCUCUCCCUCCUAAACGUGUACAAUAACUAUACAGAGACUGCUACAAACUUGUAAAUAGUUUUUGGAUCAAAUAGCAUAAGGAGAUAGGGAACCAUUAAAAUGUGAGACUCUUCUCCUUUGCUUUGUAAAUUCAAAACGGGGGGGUGGGGAAGAGGGAUAGUUAAAAUGUUUACAAAACUUUAAGCUCCCUCGGAACUUUUGCCAGUGUGGAGGAAAAUAAAAAAACUUAAAUAAAA